AUGCUUGCCCGCCGUCUGCUACCACACUCUCCCUCGUCUCAGACCUCCAUGGUUCGUGCCUUCACCUCGUCUGCCCUGCUUCGAGAGCCUCGGCGUAGUCCCGCAAUGAGCGACAUCACUCCCGACUCAGCAGAGAUCUUCAACCAGAAGCAAAAGGAAUUCCGAGAUGGACUUGAAGCGGCCCGGAAGAGAAAAGAACAAGCUGAUAAAGAAGCACGACAAGCCGAAACGGAUACGUCCACGAAGCGAUCAGGGGCCCUCUCCAGCUUGAUUUACGGCACGCCCGAGGGCCGGAACAUGGAUAAAGAGAUGGAGCGCUCCUUCUCUCAAGUGCUAGCCCGAGGCAAAUAUGUUCAUUCGAUCGUUUUCCACGACGUGAAGCCAGACAAGGUUGACGAAUACGUCGAGCUGGUGGGGAAUUGGUAUCCCAGAAUGGCGAAUGACCCGGAGCAAAAGGUGCAUCUGGUGGGCAGCUGGAGAACAGAAGUUGGCGAAUGCGAAACUUUCGUCCACAUUUGGGAGUACCAACGUUACACUGGUUACCACGGAUCACUGCACAGCAUCCAGCACCAUCCCGAAUUCCCGGCUUUUGAGAAGCAGUUAAACACCUUGAUCACGUCCAAGAAAAUCGACCUGAUGCAGGAGUUCUCGUUCUGGCCCACUACACCACCUCGGAAGCUAGGCGGUCUAUUCGAGCUGCGAUCAUACACAUUGCACCCAGGCAAUCUAUUAGAGUGGGAGACGCACUGGCGGAAAGGGCUCAAGGCGCGGCGGGAGGUCAUGGAAGGCGUAGGAGCCUGGUUCGUCCAGAUUGGAGAUCUGAAUACGGUCCAUCAUCUAUGGCAGUUUGCUGAUUUGGAGGAACGGAAGCUGAGGCGAGAGAUGUCGUGGGGUAUCGAAGGAUGGGGUGAUACUGUGCACAAGACGGUGCCACUCAUUCAGACCAUGAAGAGCAAGAUCCUGAUUCCUAUGCCCUGGAGCCCUGUCGGCUAA
Messenger RNA from Cladophialophora yegresii CBS 114405, 993 nucleotides. RefSeq lists its product as uncharacterized. Bases 1 to 993 code for a protein of 330 amino acids. The record is from RefSeq and is a predicted model, not a curated record. Gene Ontology annotation, cellular component: mitochondrion. Lineage: Eukaryota; Fungi; Ascomycota; Eurotiomycetes; Chaetothyriales; Herpotrichiellaceae. The transcript is spliced from 3 exons.